AUGGGCUUCCUUGAUAUCGCCACUGAGAUCCGGCUCAAAAUCUAUUCAGAACUCCUUGUACUCUCGGAGCCGAUCCAAUUUGUAGCGGAUUACGGCCCUCUGUCGCCGCCUCUCUUCCGAUCUCGAAGGGAUGGCCUCUAUACAGCUAUCCUUCGUGUCAACAGAAUAGUGUACGGCGAGGCUAGUUCGCUACUUUAUUCAAACAAUCGCUUCCGAUUCCCUGAAGUAUAUGCUUCCACAUGGUCUGCGCCGACCCGUGCUCACAUUGCACCUUUUCUUAACCAAGUCGGACUGCAAGCAAGCCUUAUUCGCCAUAUCUACAUCCCCUUCCCCACCUUCAACUAUCCCCUGCCCGAUAAAGCUAGCCUUCACGAAGCGCAUAUCGAAAACCUAGAACUUAUUAAGAAGACUUGUACAAAACUUAAGACCCUCGAACUACUGAUUCCACCUGGACACUCCAACUACGGACUCGACGAUUGGCCGAUCGCAGCAGAGGCGUUAAAUAUACUCAACGCACAUAUUAGGACCAUUCAUUCCCUAGAAGAAAUCAUUAUAAAUUUCGAGGAGUACCCCGAAGAUGACCCUAGCGAUGACUUAACGAAGAAGAUGCACAAUAUUGGGUGGACUGUUAGGGUCAUAAGGCUUCCGAAGAGAGUUUGGAUCUCCUGUGAUGAUCGAGUCGAAUUCGACAACGAAGAAGACUGUAAUGCGUAUGACAAUGAACAGUUUCGAAUGGAGGAGGAGAUGGAAAAAGAGAAAGAAGAAAAAGAGUGGCUGGAGGAAUAUUAUCGUAGAAGACGUGACCCUUAUUGGAAGAAUGAUUCGGACUAUGACUGAAGAUAUAUGCACAUUUAUAG
Lindgomyces ingoldianus is the source of this 857-nucleotide messenger RNA. RefSeq lists its product as uncharacterized. The transcript has a single exon. The record is from RefSeq and is a predicted model, not a curated record. The coding region runs from base 1 to 837 and encodes 278 amino acids. NCBI's taxonomy places the organism in Eukaryota, Fungi, Ascomycota, Dothideomycetes, Pleosporales, Lindgomycetaceae.